Gadus morhua (Atlantic cod) is the source of this 1488-nucleotide messenger RNA. RefSeq names its product zinc finger and BTB domain containing 8 opposite strand (gene tslig1). The record is from RefSeq and is a predicted model, not a curated record. NCBI's taxonomy places the organism in Eukaryota, Metazoa, Chordata, Actinopteri, Gadiformes, Gadidae. Gene Ontology annotation, biological process: tRNA splicing, via endonucleolytic cleavage and ligation. Gene Ontology annotation, cellular component: tRNA-splicing ligase complex. The coding region runs from base 176 to 664 and encodes 162 amino acids. The transcript has 7 exons.
CUCACGAACACAGAGGUAGUUCAUGUGCAAAACAAACGCACGAGAAAGAAGACUGUUGUUGGCAUGGCAUGGUGGCUUCCUGUAUUUUAUGUUGUUCACUUCACGUUUAGUUUCACUCAGUCGCAACAUUUGAACUGCCGAUAAGUUGGAUCUUUUUUUUAAGUAUUACAACAUCAUGGAUGACCGAGAGCUGGAUUUGACGGAGGCGCAGAAGGUCGUCAAGGCAAAAUACCCACCGAUUAACAAGAAGUACGAAUAUUUGGAUCAUACUGCAGAUGUCCAAAUCCAUUCAUGGGGCAACACUCUGGAAGAAGCGUUUGAACAGUGCGCAAUGGGCAUGUUUGGCUACAUGACGGACACAGAAACAGUGCAACCUACUGAUACUGUCGACGUUGACUCAGAGGGGCAUGACAUGGAAUCUCUCCUUUUCCACUUUCUUGAUGAUUGGUUAUUCAAGUUCAGUGCUGAUCUUUUCUUUGUCCCAAGGGAAAUCAAAGUUACGCACAUUGAUAGAAUGCAAUUCAAGAUCCGAUCAAUUGGGUGGGGUGAGGAGUUCUGCCUAGACAAGCAUCCACAGGGAACUGAGGUGAAGGCCAUCACAUACUCUGCAAUGCAAAUCCAUGAUAAAGAGAAAUCUGAAAUCUUUGCCAUUGUGGACAUCUGACGAGGACCACAGGGGAUCCCCCCAUGCUACAUACCACCGACAAGGAACCCCUCAGGCCUGUGGAGGGUCACCCCUCUUUUAUAUGCACUGAAAAUUAGCAUUGAAUGCUGCUCGGAAAGCAAACUAAUAUUUAUUAUGAAUCUAAACUAUGGCCUUUCAGAAGUCAGUUGGAAAGUCUUUCAACACAUCUGGCCUUCAAGAGUCCCAGUGAUAUACCUGUAUCAUAAUAGUCUAUUUUCAAAUUAUUAUACUCCUUUCUAAACUAUUAUUUUACUCUAGCAUUAAAUUGUUAGUCAUAUUCUUACACACAGUAAUUGUAAGCAAGUACAGAAAGUAGGCCACUCACUGACAUAUUUUUAAUGGAUGCUAUUUUUAGAAUAAUUUAGUUACCAUCAAGUAACUUUAAUCGUUUAAUAAUUUGGUUUAUUUACAUUUUUUUAUUAAAAGUACUGAUUGCCUAUGAUGCACACUUUUAUUCAAAUCUUGGUGUAAUAAAAAAAAUGUUUAAUAAUUUUUUUUUAUUAUUAUGUUUUUAAUAUAAUUGCAUUAUGUUUACAGUUUUAAAGCCUACAUCAUUCAGAUAUUUUGGAUGAAAUAUUGUCAGUAGUGCUGUGCAUAGUUCUCUGAAGAGUUUGGGUCGGAGCGACAUUAGUGGCAAUAGGCUAAAUUCCCAUACAAAUUGCAAUGCCACUUUGGGGGAGAUGGCACUUGGAGCCUGGACCUGAAACCAACAAAUGAAAGGGUGGAGAUAUGUCAUGUUUAUGGUUAGGUGAGUUAUAAUUAAUUGAGGUUAUUAAUCAAAAAAUAAAAACUGAUCUGUGAGA